Molecule: messenger RNA, 3019 nt
Organism: Rattus rattus (black rat)
Lineage: Eukaryota; Metazoa; Chordata; Mammalia; Rodentia; Muridae
Gene: Mcm8
Product: minichromosome maintenance 8 homologous recombination repair factor
Exons: 19
Coding region: 196-2697 (833 amino acids)
Biological process (GO): double-strand break repair via homologous recombination
Cellular component (GO): MCM complex; nucleus
Molecular function (GO): ATP hydrolysis activity; single-stranded DNA helicase activity; single-stranded DNA binding
Source: RefSeq, a predicted model, not a curated record
AAAAAGAACUUUGAGGGAGGUCGGAGUUUACCUUGUGGUGUUGUGCCCGGCCUUCGCCGCCCUGCGCUCGCCUCGGGCGACUCCGAAGACCGAAUGUUUGCGUAACCCUGCGUGGGACUGCGUACCGCCUAUGGCUCUGUGGCUGGCUGGGAGACUCGGGGACUCCUGAAAGAGUGCUGUUGACUCUCAGAAGACAUGAGUGGUGCAUACAGAGGCAGAGGUUUUGGACGAGGACGAUUCCAAAACUGGAAAAGAGGAAGAGGUGGUGGGAACUUCUCAGGAAGGUGGAGAGACAGAGAACACAGAGCUGACCUGAGUAAAGCUGCAGGAAAUCAUGCUUCUGAACAAGCCUCACAACCUUUACUUCAACAGUCAACGUUGGAUCAGUUUAUACCGUAUAAGGGCUGGAAGCUUUACUUCUCUGAAGUUUACAGUAAUAACUCUCCUCUUACUGAGAAGAUCCAAGCAUUUGAGAAAUUUUUCACAAGGCAUAUCGACUUAUAUGAUAAGGAUGAAAUAGAAAGAAAGGGAAGCAUCUUGGUGGAUUUUAAAGAACUGACAAAAGACGAUGAAAUAACUAACUUGAUACCAGAUAUAGAAAGUGCACUAAGAGAUGCCCCUGAGAAAACACUGGCGUGUAUGGGACUGGCAAUACAUCAGGUAUUAACUAAGGACCUUGAAAGGCAUGCAGCUGAAUUACAAGCUCAAGAGGGAUUGUCUAAUGGUGGAGAAACCAUGGUAAAUGUGCCACAUAUUUAUGCGAGAGUAUACAACUAUGAGCCCUUAACACACCUCAAGAACAUCCGAGCAACUUGCUAUGGGAAGUACAUCUCUAUAAGAGGGACGGUGGUUCGAGUCAGUAACAUAAAGCCUCUGUGCACCAAAAUGGCUUUUCAGUGUGCUGCAUGUGGAGAGAUUCAGAGCUUUCCUCUUCCGGAUGGAAAAUACAAUCUUCCAACAAAGUGUCCUGUGCCUGCUUGUCGAGGGAGGUCAUUUACGCCAUUGCGCAGCUCUCCUCUCACCGUCACAAUGGACUGGCAGUUGAUCAAAAUCCAGGAGCUGAUGUCUGAUGCACAGAGAGAAGCUGGUCGGAUCCCUCGAACCAUAGAAUGUGAACUUGUUCAUGAUCUUGUAGAUAGCUGUGUCCCAGGAGAUACAGUGACUGUUACUGGAAUUGUCAAAGUUUCAAAUAGUGAAGAAGGUUCUCGAUCUAAGAAUGAUAAGUGCAUGUUCCUUUUGUACAUUGAAGCAAACUCUGUUAGCAACAGCAAAGGACAGAAAGCCCAGACUACAGAGGAUGGUUGCAAGCAUGGAACACUGAUGGAGUUCUCCCUUAAAGACCUGUAUGCCAUCCAAGAGAUCCAGGCUGAAGAGAACCUGCUCAAGCUCAUUGUCAACUCACUUUGUCCUGUCAUUUUUGGUCAUGAACUUGUUAAAGCAGGACUGAUGUUAGCGCUAUUUGGCGGUAGCCAGAAGUACGCAGAUGACAAAAACAGGAUUCCCAUUCGAGGAGACCCACACGUCCUGAUUGUUGGAGAUCCAGGCUUGGGGAAGAGUCAGAUGCUGCAGGCAGCGUGCAACGUGGCACCACGUGGUGUGUAUGUUUGUGGAAAUACUGCCACCAGCUCUGGUCUGACGGUUACUCUUUCAAAAGACAGUUCCUCAGGAGACUUCGCUUUGGAAGCUGGUGCCCUGGUACUUGGUGACCAAGGCAUUUGUGGAAUAGAUGAAUUUGAUAAAAUGGGGAAUCAGCAUCAAGCCUUGUUAGAAGCCAUGGAACAGCAGAGCAUUAGCCUUGCUAAGGCCGGUGUGGUUUGCAGCCUCCCUGCAAGAACCUCCAUUAUUGCUGCGGCAAAUCCAGUCGGAGGACACUACAAUAAAGCGAGGACAGUUUCUGAGAAUUUAAAGAUGGGGAGUGCCCUGCUGUCCAGGUUCGAUUUGGUCUUUAUCUUGUUAGAUACACCAAAUGAACAGCACGACCACUUACUUUCUGAACAUGUGAUCGCAAUCAGAGCUGGGAAGCAGAGAGCGGUUAGCAGUGCCACAGUCUCUCGUGUGCUCAGUCAAGACUCAAAUACUUCUGUACUUGAAGUGGUUUCCGAGAAACCGUUAUCAGAAAGACUAAAGGUGGCUCCUGGAGAAAAGACAGAUCCGAUUCCACAUCAGCUGCUGAGGAAGUACAUAGGCUAUGCACGGCAGUAUGUCCACCCAAGGUUAUCCACAGAAGCUGCUCAGGCUCUUCAGGAUUUCUACCUGGAGCUGCGCAAGCAGAGCCAGCGCGUGGGCAGCUCGCCCAUCACCACUCGGCAGCUGGAAUCUUUGAUCCGUCUGACGGAGGCACGAGCAAGGUUAGAAUUGAGAGAGGAAGCAACUAAAGAAGACGCUGAAGAUAUAAUUGAAAUUAUGAAGCAUAGCAUGCUAGGAACUUACUCAGAUGAAUUUGGAAACCUGGACUUUGAGCGAUCCCAGCAUGGCUCUGGAAUGAGCAACAGGUCAACAGCUAAAAGAUUUAUUUCUGCUCUCAACAGCAUUGCUGAAAGAACGUAUAACAACAUAUUUCAAUUUCACCAACUUCGUCAGAUAGCUAAAGAGCUAAACAUUCAGGUUGCUGACUUUGAAAACUUCAUUGGAUCACUGAAUGACCAGGGUUAUCUCCUGAAAAAAGGCCCAAAGAUUUAUCAACUUCAAACUAUGUGAAAGACUUUCCUAUGUCAGGGCCUCCUGUGGUUCAAAAAAUUUCAGAAUCAUCUUAAUUACAAAACUGAAAAUAAAAGUUCUGAAAAAUGACACAACUCAUAACAGAAAAAAAGGUAUAUCCAUAAUUUACCAGAAGAAUACGAAGAGUAAAUUAUUUCCACUAUUUUAUCUAAAUAACAUAAGCAUUAUUUAUGCUUUUGGCUUAUAUUUUUAUUAGUGCCUUUUAGUUUUGUAUAUCAGAUGUCUAGCAGGCAUUCAGAUAAUAUAUAAAUUAGUAUGUGUUUAAGUUUUAUUUAAAACAUUAAACUUUGAAUCUCACAAA